UGUGCUAUAAAUAACUUUAUAGCAUUCGAUAUGUCAAAAGAUUAUAAAAUAAACAGACCGAUCUCUGUCGGUCUCUUUCGUAUUCCAUCAUCCAAACGAAUAACAACGUUUAUUCCAACGCUCCUCCGAAAACCAUCAUUUUAUUACCGCGAUCUUCAACAGUGUCUAGUUAGUUCCAGAGUCCGCUUUGUGUUUCCCUCGGUUCGUUUACGUAUAUAAUAUUUGGCGACGAGGAAAACGGUUUGAUAUCGUGUGCAAAAAGUUUUACGGUGCAGAAUUUGCCGGACAAAGACUAGUGGGAAGCAUAAUUCGUCGGACAAGAAGGAAAUUGACGCACAACUUACGCAGUGGGAAGCUGAUUUUGCCGGAACUACAGUGACAAGCUACAGUCGUGCCCUUGGGCGGCGGUGUGAUUUCGGCAGCAGCGGAACAGAAGCAGGUGGUAGAUUCCGGAAAAGUUUUCGUUGGGUACAGUGACGACUCCCGGCGGACCGGUCAAUUUUUUCCCUUUUGGAAUUAUAAUACGGAGAAUUCCGGUACAGGUUACACCUUCGUGGUUGGUAUUCGAUUGUGGUAAGUCAUUUUUCUUAGCUUUAUUAUUUAUUUUUUGAAGUUUACACCCGUUGAUUAAAUCUCUUAAAAUUUAUUGUUCGUAAAAAAGUGCACACAAUUGAGUGAAUCUUUUGAUUCGUUGUUCGUGAAAAAGUGCAUACAAUAAGACAAAAAACACACACACAAUUGAACAAUAUCCUUUUUUCGCAUGAAUGGCGGAUAUGUAUUGAGAAAAUUAGAAGGGUUUAUUAUAUUUUAAAUUGUUGCUCAUUGGUGAAAUUUUAUGGAAGUUUUUUUUAGCUCAAUUUAUGGAAGUAUUUUGCUUUUAAUGUAUUGUGUGUAAAUUGGUUAAAACCAAUCGAAAUAUUUGAAUUCGUGUGUUUUGCGCUAUUGUUCAAGAUAUUUUAAACAUUUAUUCGAAUAAUUUUGGAUUUAUUGCCUUAUUCAAAUUAAAUUAUUUUGCAUAUAGAAACCAUGUCGUACGUAGCACCGAACAUCGACCCGUACCGCAAAGGGCAAUCUUUCGCAUCAUGGUUCAAGCGACUUGGGUACCAUUUUCGUGUCAAUAAAGUAGCAGAUGCCGACAAGAAAGACCAGAUGUUUCUUCUUGGAGGUGAUUAUCUUUUUGAAGUGGCUCAAAAUUUGUACUUUAGUGAACAGUUGCUUGAUGAUGCACCGUUAGAUGAAAUGAUUGAUAAACUUAAACAAAAAUUGGACAAGUCGGACACGGCCUUGAUCCAGCGAUUCAAAUUUGGUUCCCGAGUACAGCAACCUGGUGAAACAGCCGGUGAUUUUCUUUUUUCGCUUAAACUCCAAGCUGAGUAUUGUAACUUUAAAGGUGAUAAACAGGAUCGCAUACUUGAUCGAAUUCUCAUUGGCUUGUCGGAUGACGCCUUGAGACAAAAGUUAUUAGCGGAAGAUGGGGACAAAUUGAAUCUCGCUCAAGUUGAGAAAAUUAUUUCUACAUGGGAGUUAGCUGCUUCUAAUGCAAAAACAUUAACACAAAACAAUUCUCUUGAACAAAUCGCUUCUAUUGUUGGAAGUCGUGAUGACUUUUUUCAACGCCUGGCAAAUUUAAAUCAAGGGCAUGGUCCAAUGAAGAGCCGAGUAGGCUACAGACAUUUUCCAGGUGAUGACGAGCGCAACGCAAAACCCUACAAUAGGUACAACAAUCGCGCGAAUCAUCGUUCGGAGACUGAACGGGUUAGACAAGAGCGGCACCAUGAACAACAAAGGUGGUACCAGGAUGCAGUGGUUCACCCGGUGGAACUCAAAAGCGAUGAGCAACCAGUAAACGACCACCGAGUGUGCUACUUUUGUGGAGUUCGAGGACAUGUUCGCAGGAGGUGCCCGAAGCUGGAACAUUUCAAGAGGAGUCCGAUCAACAACAUCAACUUUGAAGAAACCUGUGCGAAAAAUGACGAUAAUUUGUCGAAUAGGAUGAGUUGUUGGGAAGACAAGAGUGAUGAUUCGGAUCCAGGUGAAUUACAGUGCAUGCAUGUUUCCUCCAUGGACAAAAGUCAUCCAUGUUUACUAGAACUGGAUAUUCAAGGCAUCAAUGUGCAGAUGGAGAUUGAUAGUGGCUCCGACGUUUCCAUGAUUGGUAAGAAGCUAUUUUUGGCUAAAUUCAAUGUUCCCCUGGAGGAAAGUUUUAAAAGUUUAGUAGUGGUAAACGGUUCCAGUUUGAAAAUUGCUGGGGAAGUUGUUGUUUCGGUUGUAUUUCAAAAUAUGAAGGCAAAAUUGAAACUUCUAGUAUUGGAUAGUGAUCAUGAUUUUAUUCCUUUAUUUGGGAGAACCUGGUUGGAUGUUUUCUUUCCCAACUGGCGUAAUAGUUUUGAAAAACAAGUAAGUGGAAACAGAAUAAUUGAACACAAGAACAACGACUUAAUGAUUUAUGUCACGACUAAAUUGUCUGAUGUUUUCAUUAAAGAUUUUUUGACUCCUAUUAAAGGUAAUGAAGCCGAAUUGGUUUUAAAAAUUGACACACCUAUUUAUAGGAAAGCAUUUGACGUUCCCAAUGCAAUAAGGGAUAAUAGUGCUGAUAAUUGUUUGCGAUUCCCAUUGGAGCAGUCAGUUGCUGAUUUGGAAAAGAUUGUUAGUGCUUGUGAUGCUUCUGCUGUUAUGGCAGAGCAACCAAAACAGUUGAUUAAUACGAAAUGGAUUCCUUCCACAAAACUUUUUGGUGAAAUACACCAAGGAUUUUUCUACUACAAACAUCACGUUCAUUUAUUGAACGUUGAUGGCUUUUCAAAUUGGAUGGAAGUUGAAUGGAUGAAAAAUAGAACGGAAUGUAAAAAAUUGAUAAAACUACUGUUAGCAUAUUUGGCUAAAUUUGGGUUUCCAGACAGAAUGUCAGGUAACAGUCCGUUAUUCAAUCCUCAUGACUUCAAUAACUUUUUUGAGAGGCAAGGAAUAUGGGUUUUGGACAGUUCGCCGUAUAAUCUUGCUAUUAAUGGCAAGGCGGAGAGAAUAGUUCGUAAAGAUGUAAUGAGAAAGUUUCUACUUGACUCAAAAUACGUAAAACUCGAGGACCUAAUUGGACUAUUUUUAAUAAAUUUUAAAAACUAUAUGACGAUGGAAGGAUUAAUUUCUUCUCGGAAAGUUUCAGUAUAUACUUUAAAACUGUUAAUCAACAUGAUUAAUGUAAAGGAAUACAAAAACAAUAGUUAUGUACCACUAAGUAACUGUGACAAUCGUAUCGAAGAAAUAACCAAUAGAUCUAGUACCGAUAGUGGUAAAAUGCCUAGUAAAGAUCUUUUGGAUAGUCUGAUGGUAGGUGACGCAUUAUGGUACAAGAACAGCAAUCCUCACCAUCAGGCUAAAUGGUUGAAAGCGUAUUUUCUAAAACGAGUUUGUAAAAAUAUUCUACAGAUUACAACUGGAAACGGAAUAACUACCACGGCGCACCGAAGUCAAAUUAAGAUCAUCAACGAUGCGGACAGUCGUACGCGGAGACGGAUGGUGGUUUAUGUCGAUCCUAUUGUCGAUACCGAUCCAUUACCACCACCACCUAGUACGUAUCACGAGGAACCAUGUAAGGAGCCCUUCCGGGGAUUCUCGGAGAGCGACUUGCGAGGACGACAAGACGAGAUACCAACGGUUAAGCCGAAUCGAAAACGAAAGAUGGAUGAACAUUUGGCGCUCGAUGGCCUGCCGAGGCGUUCGAAGAGAACGCGGAAGAAUAACCAUAAAAGUGAAUUUCAAUAUUUUUGA
Messenger RNA from Armigeres subalbatus, 3765 nucleotides. RefSeq lists its product as uncharacterized. The transcript is spliced from 2 exons. Bases 1027 to 3765 code for a protein of 912 amino acids. NCBI's taxonomy places the organism in Eukaryota, Metazoa, Arthropoda, Insecta, Diptera, Culicidae. Gene Ontology annotation, molecular function: zinc ion binding; nucleic acid binding. The record is from RefSeq and is a predicted model, not a curated record.